Messenger RNA from Mya arenaria, 5824 nucleotides. RefSeq names its product zinc finger protein-like 1 homolog. The coding region runs from base 79 to 1119 and encodes 346 amino acids. The transcript is spliced from 7 exons. Gene Ontology annotation, cellular component: Golgi apparatus. The record is from RefSeq and is a predicted model, not a curated record. NCBI's taxonomy places the organism in Eukaryota, Metazoa, Mollusca, Bivalvia, Myida, Myidae.
GUGAGCUGUCAACUUGGAAAACACAAAGCAUGACUGAUGUUAUAUAGAUUUGUCUAUUGUACAGUUGACUAAUUCAUAAUGGGCCUUUGCAAGUGUCCAAAAAAGAAAGUAACAAACUUGUUUUGCUUUGAACAUCGUGUAAAUGUUUGUGAACAUUGCCUAGUUGCUAAUCACGCUAAGUGCAUUGUCCAGUCGUACCUACAGUGGCUACAAGACAGUGACUAUAGCCCAAACUGUACGCUAUGCUCCAAAGAUCUGCCUGAUGCAUCCUGUGGAGAAUGUGUGAGGCUUACCUGCUAUGAUGUGUUUCACUUUGGGUGUUUGAAUCAGUAUGCGCGGGCCCUACCUGCCAAUACAGCCCCGGCUGGUUACACAUGCCCCGUCUGCCAUGCUGGGAUAUUUCCACCCAGUAAUAUGGCCUCACCGGUGGCUGAUGCCCUGCGACAGGCUCUUUCCACUGUCAACUGGGCUCGGGCUGGACUUGGGAUGCCUCUGAUAGAAGAGGCAGAAUCAGCUUUAGUGCAGACCCAACGGCCCCCUUGCCCUAUUCCAGCCUUAACCCCUAACGGAGGUCCGGCCCAGGCUCUCCCCCAGGAAACAACUCCUCCCCUGGUAGGCCUCACCAAUCUCUCCACACUGGGCACCACGCCUGGUCCCAACACCACACGCCCCAGUGCUCAGGUGAGCCCAUACACAACAUCCACACCCAGUCGGCCCAACCCUGGCCCAAACACCCACAGUGUUAUCAACGUGGAUGAGGGGACCAGCGUACGAGGGACGGACAAACAGACACAUGCAGAUCCGCGUAAACUGUUUGACUCAACAAAGGAGGAUCUGUUGAACAUGUCACAUGACCAUGAUGAUGACAAGUACCGGCGGAGACCCGCCAUGGACUGGCUCAACAGAUGGCUCAGGUCGAGGGACACGGGACCAAAGUAUGGAAUGAUGAAGCGGGAUGCCAGCUCGGUGCGCAAGAAAUUCCUCAUUGUGUUGCUCAUUGGUGUGAUUGGCUUCUUGACUCUCAUUGUGAUAUUCUCAAGGUUGGGCAGAGAUGCUGCCGAAGACGACCCCUUACUAGACCCCAUGGCAAAUCCAAACAUUAGGGUGAAUAAAAUUUGAGCCCUGGGGCAUUCCAGGGUUUGUUGUUAUAUAUGGGCAGAUAUUAGCAAAGUGGCAGUGAUAAGGGAAUUAUAAAUACUGUGGAUAAAGAUUGUGCAUGUAUUCCGGCCACUAUUUGUGGUCAACUCGGUUGUCUGAGAAAGAGAAUGUCUAUUUUUCAUAUUUUCUUUUAAAUACAAGUGAAAGUUAAGUUAUAAGAGAAUUUGUGUAAUGCUAUCUUACUUUUUGAGUGCUACAUCAUCCAGGUAUGUGAUCUUCGUCAAAUAGAUAUGAGAAGGGCUCUUGCAAGGUCAACGGUAAUGACAUAAACAAACCAUGAGGAAUGCAUUUUAUGCACGAAUUGGACAGCCUUCCGUCAUGUGACAAUGGUUAGGCUAACUGCAACUUUUACUUGCAUGUAUAAGUACAAGUAUUGCAACCUAUCUAUUGUUGAUGAACUGAAAAUCUUCUUGCAUGUCUUGGUGACAUCUAUUUUCCUUCUUAAAAAGGCUUCUUAAGACUCCAUCAAAGACGUUGUCAUUUCUUCAGGUAGUUAAUGGUGUAAAGAAUACCACGUGUUCAUGAUCUUGCUAGUAGCAAAAUAGUUAUGGCCUGCUAUGAAACAAGAUUUUUAGUGUUAAAAAUAACUGUAUUUACACUUUGAUAGCAAAUAUUUAUUUUUUAGUUUAUAACACUUGUGGUUACUGGAAAUUUAGUAAUCAUCAUGAUUUACCCUCUUUAAUCCUUUUUUGUUCUGUAAUAUCCUGCUUUACUUAAAGUUUUCCACUGUAUUGGAAGAUGUUAUAACAACCUGAUGUAUGUAGAUACUAAUAUUAAAUGUUUUAAUGUGCAAUGUUGAUCAGAUUUGCUUGGAAAAAAUAGUAGAGCUAAUGAAUUUAGCUUGCAGUGUGCAUCACAAAUAUUAGGGCUUAAACAAUGCAUUAUUGUGGUCAACUUUAAUCUUGCUUACGAGCGUAGCCUAUUGUUCUGUUUAUCCUGAUUGAUAAUUGAGUGAUUAAUGACACUUUCUUGUUCAUAACAUGCUGAUAUGACGUUGAAAAACCCACACGUUCAUAUUUUCGUCUGUAUUUCCUCUUGGUUUCUGAUUGUUUGUUGUCAGAAGAGACAAGCCAGCAUGCUAUCGCUGUAGAUUAUUUCCUGGCUCAUUAUCAGCUUUUUAUCGACAUGUUGUAGACACAAGUAUUGCUUUUGACGCCAGCAUGGAAUGAAUUGGAUAAAAAGAGCCAUUUAUAUAUGUACUUUCCAUUUAGCACAAAGUCCUUUUGGCUCAAAAUAUGACACAAAGUGCGUAAAGUGACACUCUUAUUCAAAAUCAAUGCAUACACAUGUUUAACGAACAUAAAUUUUGAGUGAUAAACCUUUAACUACUUACUAAAUAAUGCAUUUAUGGAAAAUAUUAAUUACUGAUAACGAGAUUGUAACCGUGUAUUUAAUAGCUGAAAAUGCAAAAUAAUGAUUGGUGAAUGCUAAAAGAUUUACUGUGAUUUACUAUUGUGUCAUAAGGUAGAAAUACCAUGUUUUCGGCACCUUUCUUUGAAAUUUAACUCUGUAAUCUUCAUUCGAACCAUUGUUUCUGACAUUUAUUUAUCCUCUUUGGUAAAUUAAAACAAUUGUAUUAAUUGUUGUAAAUCUUAUUUGGGAGUAAGAGUGCAUCUUUAAAGAUUUCGUUUCUAGGCACAAUCAACACAGUGAUUACAUAUUUUAAUUCUUUAUUUCAAAGUUUUAUUUCCUACAUUGUUGACAUUUAUACAUUUUAUUUAGUGGAGAAGUUUCAUAUUGAAAUCAUCAAGAUCAAGUCAUUGCUUUAACCAAAAUGUUGAUACUUCUAAUAGAAUAACACAUCUCAUUAACUACCGGUAUGUGACUUGGAUGAAACAAUUGACAUCAUUGACACUUCUGCUGUGCAAGCAAUUAAUUCUGUAUUCAAUUGUCUAUAUUCUUUUUAUAAAUAAGUUAUCUAGUUGAAUUUAUUCUUUGACGUGACGUCACAAAUAUCAGCGUUGAAAAUGUUUGCUUUAAAUAUGUAUUGAGUGCUGUUAAUCAUCAAAUUUUCAAAUAAGUACUAUGAUAUAAAUAAGAUAUCACAUUCAUGCCCAUUCAGUACGAAUUUGGUUAAAACUUGUUCACUGAAAAUUGAUUAAAAUUCAGCUAGGCUCGCUCAGUUUUAGAGAACUUGUUUUAUUCCAUGUUGAAUGACCAUUCAUGUAAUAUUCUCAAUAAAGUUUAUGGAAGUAUGUAAUUAUCUUCUACAUAGAACACACCAUAAGUGUAAAAUGCCUACCAUCCUGAAUUCAUGAAUACAACUGAAGUCUAAGGUUAUAUUAUGCUUAUCUAUUACUCAGGCUUAGCUUUCUAAAGAAAAGCAGAUUAUCAAAAAAAUAAAUGAAGAGCACAUGGUCUAUAUACCAAAGACAAGGCAAAAAUACAUACAUAUACUAUAUGUAUGUAUUUUUGCCUUGUCUUUGGUAUACAGAAAUGUUCACAUUGUAUUACAUGCAAAAGGUUAUGGCGUCACUGUUUAUUUCAACACUGCGCUUUGAUUGGAUUAGUGCAAUGUCAAUUAACCAAUGGUAUACGAGAUUACAUUAAUGGGCUAUUCUUUGAUAUAAAUGUAUGCUGUUGAUCACCUAUUUUAGUUAAUAUGUAGCUGCAGAAACUACAAUUUUUUAAUCAUGAUGAAUAUUUAUUUAAAAUAUAGAUAUAAGAAUGAAGCACAAUUUUUCAUAUGUUCAUGCUGUAUGAAUGGAGGAGGGUUCAUGGCCUACAUGCAAAUUUUUAAAAAAUCACUAGUUUUCUUCAUGGAACUUGCUCUCAUGCCCUACCAAGGUUGAUACAGUAUGAACAAACCAAAAUGGGAUCAAUCCAUUAAUGACACGAAUUAUAGCUGUCUGUUGUCAGCGUCAGCUUCAGUUAUGCCUGAUAUUUCCUCGUAGUUCAAUAUUAGAUAGGUUCCAUAAUCAGCUGCAAAUCAUUAUUAUUUAUAUACUAUAAAAUAGUAUACAUACAUGUAAACAUAUAAGCAUUAUGUAAAAUAUUGCUGUUGGGCCAUACCAAAUUGAUAUUUCUUUCCGCGGAUUUACCGCUCCUAUUUUUUUGAAAAUGUAAAAAAAAUUUUUUUUUUUUUUUGUGCGCCCGCACCUUCAUUUUGAUCGCCAAGCAGAUUUUUUUCAGGUAAUAAUUUAUUAAAAGGCUAAAAAUAAUCAAGUAUAAUUUUUCUACGCUAGUUUUCGUGUUUUUGUAAAGGGAAGUUACCGAUGCGUAGUGUUUUUAUACUGUAUAUCGAUCGGUUUAGCAUGGGUUUCAAUAAAUUCAAUCAAAAUGGUGUCUUCCGGUAUAAACAAUGUGGCUCGAAGUUUGGAUAUUAAAUCUUAUUUUUGACAAUUAAUAUGUUUUGAGCAUGCUUGAAGUCAUUGUUGAUUGUCUCAUGCACUAAAGGAUCAUUAUUUAAAGCAAUCAUUAUGCAAUAAAGCAUGUGUAUCUGAGACUGGUAGCGAUUAUAUUGCGUAAUUAGUGACUCGUUUUAAAUGGAAAUCAGAAUGAUCAACUUAGUAUUUUAUUUAAGUCAUAAUACAGGGACCAAAAUUUUACCUCGUUACGACGAUGCUGAAGAUGACAGGUCAACUUAACUGGAACAUGAGUCAUUGUUUGGUCGAAAUUGAUGUAUCAAGCUCAUUUUCUGAUCAAAUUCUGACAAAACAACAGUUUUGAACAAAUAUCUUUUCACAAAUAGCGAUAUAAACACUGGUCUGGAUAUACCUCAACAUAAGUAAGCCUAAAGUUUAUCACCUUAUUUUUUGUUUUUAUUUGCAGCACAAUCCGGGAUUGUAAUGCACUUGUCAAUUGUAACCACUGCCGCGCCCACCCCUCGCCCUUGUUCCAGGGAUAUGCCAGGGGCGAGUGGGGGAUGGCCAUAUACAAUUGGCCGGUGCAUAAAAACAUCUAAAUAACCAAAAAAAGUACUCUAAAAAAUAACCUUGUCCUUUUUGUUUUAAUAAGCACAUGUCAUUGCAUUUCUUAGUCUAUGUUAUAUGAUGUCUGAUGUUUGAUGAUGCCUGUGUAAGUGAUCAUUUUUUACAAAUCCAAAAUCAAUCCUAAGUUAUGUCUAAAUACAGUUGCAUAUGAUGUUAAACUGAUUCAGGUAGAUUUAUAUAAGUUGUUUCAAACUUUUUACUUAAAGCAGGGUUAUUUAUUAUUAUGAAUGAUCAUCAUAUUAAAGUUUGUUUUAAUUAUAUAAGAAAUUAGAAAUUAGAUUUAUCCAUAUAAUGUUUGUACUAAACAAGGAUGAAUAAAUAGUAUGUUUUCCGACAUUUCCCCAAUUUCCAUUAGAGGUUCAAGAUGGCAUUAAAAUGGGUUUAAGGGCAAUUAUUUUGAACAAUCUUUCUUAUUUAUAUUGAAUAUAAGGAAACAUAUAUUUUUCGCUCGCUCGCUCCAAUUUUUUUGGGCAAAAAUCCGAGGAACUAAACAUCAAUUUGGUGUGGCCUUGCUGUUAAAAAAAAUCUAAAUGCGAUGAUGGAAAUAAUUUACUAUGUUCAAUUAAAUGUUAUAACAUAAAGACACAAUUGAUAUAAUGACCAUAAAUUGUAUCAUUAGCUGUCCAUAUAUGUUUUUGUUAUUUUUAUGAAUUUGUUUUGUUCAAUGUUGGAACUAUGUUGAAGACUAUUAUGAUUAGGGAACAUUAAUUAUUUAUUAAAAAUAAUGAAAAGGG